Molecule: messenger RNA, 850 nt
Organism: Chrysoperla carnea
Lineage: Eukaryota; Metazoa; Arthropoda; Insecta; Neuroptera; Chrysopidae
Product: juvenile hormone acid O-methyltransferase-like
Exons: 3
Coding region: 23-850 (275 amino acids)
Source: RefSeq, a predicted model, not a curated record
UUUUCAAUAAAAUAUUUCAACAAUGAAUAAUGCAAAUUUAUACUCUUCGUCGAAUUCGUUACAAAAAACUGAUGCCAAAUAUGUUAUCGAUAAUUAUUUUGAAAAUAUUAAAUGGUUAUCAAACGGUGGUGAUAUAUCUUUAGAUAUUGGCUGUGGGGAUGGUGAAAUUACUUCGGAAUUAUUAUUAAAUAAUAUGCCAAAUACACACGGAAUGAUUAUUGGUACAGAUAUUUCAUGCGAAAUGAUUAAACAUGCAACAAUUGCUCAUCAAAAUACAAAAUUACAAUUUCGACAAUUAGAUAUUAGCACAAAAAUGUUACCAAAACAGUUUUCUGGAAAAUUUGAUCAUGUAUUUUCAUUUUAUUGUUUACACUGGAUUCAAGAUCAAAGGCAAGCUUAUCAAAAUAUUUAUGAUUUAUUGAAACCAAAAGGUGAUGUGUUAGUUACAUAUCUCGCUAGUAAUCCAUUAUUUUCCAUAUAUGAAUCAAUUUCUAAACUUGGAAAAUGGCAAUCAUAUAUGCAGGAUUAUGAUAAAUAUAUUUCACCAUUUCAAAAGAGUUUGUAUCCUGAGAAAGAAUUGAAACAAAUAUUAAAAAAUAUUGGAUUUGAAGUGGAAUUAUGUAAACGAGAAACGCGAACAUUUGUUUACGAGGAUUUAAUAACUUGGAGAAAAUCAGUUAAAGCAGUAAACCCUUUUAUUGAACGUAUACCAGAAUCUAAGCGAGAUGAAUACAUUGAUGAAUAUUUGGAAGAAAUUAUAAAACGAGAUUUAAUAUCAGAAAAUAAUAAUCAAAUACAAAUUAACACACCAUAUGAGCUGCUUGUAGUAUAUGCUCAAAAAAGAAUGUAA